Podospora anserina S mat+ is the source of this 2670-nucleotide messenger RNA. RefSeq lists its product as uncharacterized. Gene Ontology annotation, biological process: negative regulation of TORC1 signaling; TORC1 signaling; positive regulation of autophagy. The transcript has 2 exons. The record is from RefSeq and is a predicted model, not a curated record. Gene Ontology annotation, cellular component: GATOR1 complex. NCBI's taxonomy places the organism in Eukaryota, Fungi, Ascomycota, Sordariomycetes, Sordariales, Podosporaceae. Bases 1 to 2670 code for a protein of 889 amino acids.
AUGGCUGCCCCUGUUCUCCCUAGCCAGGACAACUUUAUGGGAGUUGCACUGGUCAUCAACCGCUCCAGAGACGGCCCUCGACUAGUUUUCCACUAUCCAAGACGAAAAGUUCUCCCAGCGGGGGUACCAGAAGUUGUCGAGGGAGAAGAAGAUUUGGACGACGACGAUGACAGAUAUGGUUGGCCAGAGGCAGGCGCCUCCUCUGUGAUGCAUGGCGCCGAAAUGGCACCGUGGAAUUAUGAUGACCACAUCUUCACUGAGAGCGGUACACAACUAGUACCCUGGGAAUAUGUGGCCGGCUACCCUACCAAAGACCUUGAGAACCUAUUGACACCAAACAGGGCAUACCACAAGAGGCUCUUUCGGGUAUCUCUGGACAAUAUUUACUGUGUCUCAUACCCCAUCUAUGUGCCUGAAAACGGCAUGUGGCAGAAGAAGAAGAGGAAAAAGAAGCAGGAGCAGGAGCAACACCAAGCCGAGUCUGGACCGGGUGCCAAAGAGGACGACGCACUACCCACCGAGACCGACACAGGCUUCAAGAGUGGUGAUAGGGUGGCAAGAGAUGGAGAGCCAUUGGGUGCCGGAGAUGCUGAGGGCAAAGAGAAAGCAGAAAAGGAAAAGAAGGCUUCUAUGACGAUGUUCAACUUGGUCUUCUUUCUUAGACCAAAGAAGCAUGAGGCCAAGGACUUGGUCGACAUCAUGUACACCAACAUCAUCAAGAAGAUCAACAAAGCAUACAAGUAUUGCCAGGAACGCAGCGACUUUGUGUGGAAAGAAUCCAAAAAGAUCCUAACUCUGAAGGAUAAAGGUCGCGAGGAGAGAAGAAAAAUGAGCUUGCUGUGGGAUGAGAUCUUGUCGACUUCAUCGCUGGCAGCGUCUAUGCGCGAUCUCUACGAAGCCGUAUCCCAGAACAGAAUUGCUGCUUUACAACUGUGCACAGCCGAGGGGAUGGUGACCCAUUCGGUCCAGAUUCCUGUCCCAUUCCAUGUCUCUGACCUCCCAGACAAUGGAGAGGCAAGUCAGCCAGGCUUGUGGUUAAGUACUGCCAAUACGCUGAUGAGUGACGAUGCGGCGGAAGAACCUGGGUUCUUGGACAAGAACUUUGCUCUAUUGCUUCUGGUGGAUGAGAAACGUAUCAUCACUGAGCUACAAGACGACCCGGACGAGACAACUUUGGCCAUGAUUGAGUUUGUGAGGCAUUGCAAGCCAACUUUGUCGUUCUACCAAGUUGGCCAGCAAUCUAGUAAUGUUCUGUCGCCAACACAGGUUCGCAAGUUCGCCCAGCACUUCAUCUUUUGGCGCCGAGCCAUCGCCAUCCCGCCACUACACGCACGAGACAUGUACAUCGUGAGCCCGAACUGUGACAUGCGCAAGCUACCCCAAGCAGCCGCCCAUUGGGCCCGCCAGUUCCCUCUCGUGCCGGCCCUUCCCAGCUUCCUCGCCGAGCUGAGCGUUGCCCCCCGUCCAUAUAAGCUGCACUGCCCGAGUAAGGCUCACCGUCCAACUUACAUGGCCAUGCUCGCCUGGCUAAUUCGCGGCGGCUGGGUAACCCAAAUCUGCACCUUUGCCUACGUCGUUGUCUGGCCCGAGAUCAUCUACGAAGUCGAACACGCCCUCGAAGCCGAGCAGAUUGCCAAGGAAAAGAAAGCCCAAGCCAUGGGCCGUGACGCAAACAGCAUAGAAAGCGACGACGCAGCCACCAUCAUCUCUCCCACAGCAGCAGCCCUGAGCGACCCCUCCCUCUCCGGCUUCCUCCCCCUGCUCAACGACGACAAUACCCCCUCAAGUCCCUCGCCCAACAACCCCAUCGCCCACUCAGUAACCUUCACCGACCUCCCCCUCCCCCUAUCCCACUCCCAAUCCCUAACCAACGUCCAAAAAGCCGCCUGGUCCACCACCUCCCCCUCCCCCACCUCCCCUAGGAACCAUCACCACCGCCACGCCCUCGUGGGCAGUCAUCAUCAACUCGGCCACCAAUCCCCCGUAACAACCUCCACCUCCAACCUCGACCUAAAAUCCCUCUCCCUCCGCUCCCAAGCCUCCCCCUCCACCCCCUCCCUCUCCUCCAGCCAAAACUCUGGCGGCGGCGGGGGAACCACCACACGAGCAGAAGAAAUCGCCGAAAAAGCCCGCCUCUCCCGCAUCGCCUCGCGAGCAGCCCACGAUCUAGCAGAGAGAUCCAUGCUCCACGCCCGCAAACCCGUUCCCAUGGCCACCUCCCACCCAAGCGUCAACCACGCCCGUCAUCUGGAGGCCAUGACCCCUUACAUCAUCCUCGAUGCGAAGAAAGCUACCGGAAAGGAAAGUUUAUACCUCAGCGCGAUAGGGAAACGGUUCAAGGAGCGGGCGGCAGAGGCGAAAGCUGCCAGGAGGGCGAGGGAUGGUCAGCAGCAGCAGAAGACCGGGAGUGAUACUAAGAGUAUGGCUAGUUCUGGUGGUGGGAGGAGUAGUAAUAUAGGAGGUAAACCUCACAUUGGUGGUGGUGUUGGUCAACAGCAGCAGCAAGAGUGGGAGGAGAGGGUGGCCGAUGCCUGGCCCAUGUUCCUCAAGUACUUCAACGGGAGGUCGGCGCUCGAGAGAAUCGCUCUGCAGGAGGAGAUGAAGAGGAAGGAUGUCUGGAAUUUGUUGACGGCUAUGAGCGAGUACUUGCUUACUGUUCGUCACUGGUGA